GACACUGAGGGUCAGGAUUCUGGUCCCAGGUGGGUCAUUUGAUGAUUUCGCCCCAGUAGGAGAUGCUGCGACGUGGAGUUGCACCUGUGUUCGUUGUAGAAACGUUUUUGUCUCUGUUUUUUUCUCUCUGCCUCUGCUGAGACUCUGGUAGACCAGUACACGUCGUUGUAUGAUUGUUAUAUAUAUGGGAGGCGUCCAUCUGUGUCUUUGCUGCAUUUUUACCUACGGUGUGAUUUCGUGGUGAAACCUGAGGAUGUCGAAUGACACCAUCAACUUCUACGCACUGUCUCAGUCCUUCAGCUUCUCUGAUAUUAUCGUCAUAGCAACUUACUUCCUGCUUAACCUGGCUGUGGGCAUCUGGUCAUCAUGCAGGGUCAGCAGAAACACUCUGAGUGGAUAUUUCCUGGCCGGUCGAGACAUGGCCUGGUGGCCGAUCGGAGCUUCUCUGUUCGCCAGCUCAGAAGGUUCAGGUCUGUUCAUUGGUCUGGCUGGAACCGGAGCUGCUGGAGGAAUCGCUGUCACUGGGUUUGAGUGGAAUGCCACGUACGUGCUGCUGGCCCUGGCCUGGGUCUUUGUACCCGUCUACAUCUCCUCAGGGAUCGUGACAAUGCCUGAGUAUCUGGGCCGACGGUUCGGAGGAGAAAGGAUUAGAACCUACCUGGCUGUCCUGUCUCUGCUGCUGUCUGUCUUCACAAAGAUAUCAACCGACCUGUACUCUGGAGCCCUCUUUGUUCAGGUGUGUCUGGGAUGGAACCUGUAUCUUUCCACUGUUCUGAUGCUGGUGGUCACCGCACUCUACACUAUCGCAGGUGGCCUCGCUGCGGUCAUCUACACCGACACUCUUCAGACAUUUAUCAUGAUUAUCGGAGCGGUCAUUCUGACGAUCACUGCCUUCAACAAGAUCGGCGGCUAUGAAAACCUGGAGCGCGUGUACAGCAUGGCGGUUCCCAAGAAGAUCAUCCCCAACAGCAGCUGCCACCUACCACGCCAGGACGCCAUGCACUUGUUCAGGGACGCCGUCACUGGAGACCUGCCCUGGCCGGGCAUGACGCUGGGGCUGACUAUACUGGCUACAUGGUACUGGUGCAGUGACCAGGUGAUCGUACAGAGGUCACUGUCUGCCAAGAGCAUGAGUCAUGUGAAAGGAGCAUCCAUCCUGGCUGCCUAUCUGAAGAUGCUGCCCUUCAUCUUCAUCAUCCUCCCUGGCAUGAUCAGCCGCGCUCUCUAUCCCGACACUGUAGGGUGUGUGGACCCUGAGGAGUGUGUGCGAGUGUGUGGAGCCGAGGUGGGGUGCUCCAACAUCGCCUUCCCCAAACUGGUCAUCGAACUCAUGCCAAGUGGUUUACGUGGGCUGAUGAUCGCGGUGAUGAUGGCGGCCCUGAUGUCUUCACUGACCUCCAUCUUUAACAGUUGCUCCACCCUCUUCACCAUGGACAUCUGGAAGAAGCACAGACCGCGGGCUUCAGAGAGAGAGCUGCUCCUGGUCGGCAGGAUUGUGACAGUGAUCCUGGUGGUGGUGAGUGUGGUGUGGAUCCCCAUCCUUCAGUCGGCCAAUAGCGGACAACUAUACGUUUACAUCCAGUCAGUGACCAGCUACCUCGCUCCACCAGUUACUGCUGUGUUCACUCUGGCUGUGUUCUGGAAGAGGACCAAUGAGCAGGGUGCAUUCUGGGGCCUGAUGGUGGGGCUAGUGGUGGGAGUGUGUCGGAUGGUGCUGGAGUUCGCCUUCCCUCCUCCCAGGUGUGGCCUCGAGGAUUCUGCACCGGCCGUGCUGCGAAGCGUCCACUAUCUCCACUUCGCCAUCCUGCUGUGUGGACUGACGGCCAUCGUGAUUUUCAUAGUGUCUCUGCUCACGCCGCCUCCCACCCCAGAACAGCUGUGUAACCUGACAUGGUGGACAAUCAGUCAAGAGCCGCAGAGAGAGAUCCCUCUUCAGAAGGUGUCCUCCAUCAGCCACCGUAGCUCCCAGGUUUCAGGCUCGGAGCCAACGCGCCGCAUGAUGUGUGGUCAGAGGGUGGGCUUCUGUGUGUCUGCGGGGCAGCGCUCUGAGGAGAGCGCCGCUCCCGUGGUCCCCACGCUGAGAGAGAGCGUGUUCUGGUCCAGGUUCUGCUGUGCUAACGCCCUCCUGCUCAUCAGCAUUAACAUUUUCCUCUACGCGUACUUCGCCUGAAGUCUGGAAGUCGUAUUUCACCUCUGCACAUGUUUUUGUUUCCCAGCUCCAAGAAAAGAUUUGAGACUUGUUUUUUUUUUCUUUUUCUUCUGAAUGAGAAACCUGAGAAAACGUGUGCAGAGUAUUUGACCGAGUGAAGGCAGCAGCUGUUUUUGUCUU
Molecule: messenger RNA, 2329 nt
Organism: Cynoglossus semilaevis (tongue sole)
Lineage: Eukaryota; Metazoa; Chordata; Actinopteri; Pleuronectiformes; Cynoglossidae
Gene: slc5a10
Product: solute carrier family 5 member 10
Exons: 15
Coding region: 254-2170 (638 amino acids)
Biological process (GO): transmembrane transport
Cellular component (GO): plasma membrane
Molecular function (GO): D-glucose:sodium symporter activity
Source: RefSeq, a predicted model, not a curated record